This is a messenger RNA of Lachancea mirantina, 909 nucleotides long. The record is from the annotation of a GenBank genome assembly. NCBI's taxonomy places the organism in Eukaryota, Fungi, Ascomycota, Saccharomycetes, Saccharomycetales, Saccharomycetaceae.
AUGUCAUUAUAUAAACUGAUUACUCCAAGAGCUCUACAAGAAUUGAUUCAAAAAGAGACCGCUCGCCGUGUUAUACCCGUGGAUUCUACUUGGUAUCUCCCUAAUGCUAACAAAGAUGCCAAAGAGGAAUUUCUGGAAGUCGAACGGAUUCCUAAGGCGACAUAUUUUGACAUUGACGCUGUCAAAGAUGUGAGUUCUCCUUAUCCACACAUGCUACCAUCAUUGUCGAUGUUUAACAAAAGUAUGAGCGACCUAGGUCUUCUGCAAAGUGAUGUUUUGGUCGUUUAUGACCGGAACGGGAUUUUUAGUGGACCACGUUGUGCUUGGACUUUCAAACUAUUUGGUCACAAAUAUGUGUUCCUUCUUAACGAUUUCAAGGCCUAUAAAUCCAUGGGAUUUCCUUUGGAGAAUUCUCCUAGAACCACGCUAUCCGACUUACCACCUACGAACUACAAUUCUACAACCGACUUGACCAAGGAAGAAACUGUUUCCUUCGAUGACAUGCUAAGUCUUGUCCAGUCUGGCGAAUUGAGCAAGAAAUACAACGUUUUCGAUGCGAGAAGCACAGGCCGUUUUACCGGCCAAGCUCCAGAGCCCAGACCUGGUCUUCCCUCCGGUCAUAUUCCAGGUAGUCAAUCACUUCCUUUCACGGAGGUCUUGACUGAUGGUUCUUAUGAUGAAAACGCUGCAAAGAUAAAAGAGCAUCUAGACGCUUACAUUGAAAAAGCUCAACUAAAACUGGACCCGUCCAAUCCCACAAUUGCUCUCUGCGGAACUGGUGUGUCUGGUGUUAUUAUCAAGUCUGCUCUUGAGCAAGCUGGUGUACCCAAUGUUAAACUCUACGAUGGAAGCUGGACAGAAUGGGCCAUGCGAGUUGAUCCAUCUCUUAUUGCCAAAGGCUCAAAUUGA